Messenger RNA from Solea senegalensis (Senegalese sole), 2713 nucleotides. Its product is annotated as LHFPL tetraspan subfamily member 3 protein-like. Gene Ontology annotation, biological process: sensory perception of sound. Bases 594 to 1274 code for a protein of 226 amino acids. Lineage: Eukaryota; Metazoa; Chordata; Actinopteri; Pleuronectiformes; Soleidae. The record is from RefSeq and is a predicted model, not a curated record. Gene Ontology annotation, cellular component: plasma membrane. The transcript is spliced from 4 exons.
UUACCAUAUCCGCUACGAUGUGGGAACACUCCUAAUGUAGUGUUUGAUGGUUUGACUCGGGAGAAACGACAGCUUUACCGCACCCACUGUGUUGUUUAUAAUAUUAUUAGUGUGCUGAGCUCGUGCUGUGGUCGUUGUGAACAAGUACAGGUCUACGUUUCUGUGUGUCGGUCAGAGUUUCUUCCAAGGGCAUCAUCACUGAGCGACACGGUGCGGCAGUGAUGCGCACAGUUGACGGCAGGACACAUCCAGUGUGAGGGAGCGGGGUUUGUGCUCGAGGUGCCCGGUUUUCACAGCUUUUCUCGGUGAAAAUCGCCUGCUUUGCUUCCAGCUCUCUGACUGCUGCUGCUUCACCUGCUUUAGGAUGCGACGACGUCAUGAGUUGAUGGCGCCUGCUGCUGCUGACAGAUGUUGCUGUGCUGCAGUUGCACGGGCAUAAAUUCUGCGCCUGUACUGCCGCUCGCUGUGUUCUGCUCAUUCUGUGCAUUUUGUUUUAUUUUCUAAAAGAAAUCCACAACCUUUUCUAAAUGAUAAGUCCUCGCGCUGUGUCCGGACACAUCGCAACAUUCAUCUAAUUUUCGGUGUUGCAUAAAAUGCUACCUGGAUCUGCCGCAUCAAUGCUACCGUCUGCAGAAGCUGCGAAAUUGUACCAGACCAAUUACGUCCGCAACUCCCGCGUCAUCGGACUUUUAUGGGCCAUCUUCACGAUCCUGUUCGGCAUCGUUAACGUGACCAUCUUCUCGCAGCCCUACUGGAUCGGGGAUGGCGUGGACACGCCGCAGGCCGGAUACUUCGGUCUGUUCCACUAUUGCAUCGGAGACGGAAUCUCCAGAGAGCUGGCCUGUCAAGGCAGCUUCACCGAGUUCGCCGCCAUCCCCUCCAGUGCCUUCAAGGCCGCCUCCUUCUUCAUCGGAAUGUCCAUGAUGCUCGUUGUCACCUGCAUCGGCUGCUUCAGCCUCUUCUUCCUCCUCAGCACGUCCACCGUUUACAAGAUCUGUGGCUGGAUGCAAGCGGCAUCAGGUGCCUCUCUGGUGCUGGGCUGUAUGAUCUACCCUGAUGGCUGGGACAGUGAGGAGGUGCGGCGGAUGUGCGGCGAUAAGACAGACAAAUACAGCCUGGGAGCCUGCUCAGUGCGCUGGGCCUACAUCUUGGCUAUUAUGGGCAUCCUCGAUGCUCUCAUCCUCUCUUUCCUGGCCUUCGUCCUGGGGAACAGACAGGACGGGCUCAUGUCAGAAGAGCUGCUGGCUGAAAGCAAGGAGGGAGGCAACGCCUAAUUCAAUCUAUACAGUCCCUGAUUCUCCAUGUGUCUGUUUUCAUAUUAGUCCCUUGACAUCAGCAUAGAGGGAGGAGGCAGUCCAGGUCUGUGGAGGAGAGGAAAAGUAUUCAACCAGCCAGCCUGCCUUUUACAUCUACCUGCCAAAAAAAAAAAAGCCAGUGUAACACUACUGUUGAAUCCAUUCUGCUCACAGUUCCCACGUCAUUCCCAGCAGUUAGAUGGAGCCCAGUGCUCUUUUAUCCCAUAGUGUCCAUGGAGCUAAGACUUGCACAACAUCGCAUAGACAACAGCAGGGGUAGAGACUGUUAUUCUUAUUGAGAUGUGUGUGUGAACUUGCCACUGCCGACUGGAGAAGGCACAAGGUUGACACCUGCAGUACGAGCACAGGCACACAAACACAUUAAACAUGUAAGGCACCUCCCUCUUAUUCACUAGAACGACUCUGUAUACUGCAUACAUAACAUUCAAUACCAACGCCACACAUUAACCAGUUGUAAUAACAAAUAUUAGUAUAUGUUAACACAUUAGGCGUGUGUAUCAAUGUCAGAAUGUGUCAUGUUUUCCUUUGUGAAAAGAAGAAACGGCUCAGUUCCAGAUAACGCUGGGUUACUGUAAAUCUAUUGUGUUUCAUAUGUAAGGUUUGACAACGACAUGACUCUUCUCUCAUAUGCUCCUUUGUUCAUCCCCAUUUACUAGAAAAUACGAUAUUUAAGACUGUUUUAUAAAAAGAUUAUCACCAAAAAGAGAGAGGGAAAAAAAGUAUUUACAAAGUAUGUACAGUGAAUAUUAACAAUGUUUUAGAACUUUUAACAAAACCCAUCCAAUGCCCUGCUAUCUAACUUUGCACAGAGCUUCAGUUUGAGGAAAUAAAAAAAAAAAUCUGAUAUUUUAUAGUCUGUACACUGUGACAGGGCUAUUAGGACUCUCUGCUGCAGGACUUGUAGUUGCUGUGUGAGUGUGCUUCUUUGUGUAUGAGUGUGUGAGUGUGUGUGGAUGCAGGGAGGGGCGUGUGAGUGCAUGCAGCGGGAAUGUGUCGUGUGCAACAGAUUGUUGAGCUGGUGAACCAAUAUUCCAGCCUCACACACAAUUGUGCUGUUGUGUAGCUAAAUCCCUCUCUGUCUUUCUCAUGUCCUGUUUCUCUCUUUGGCCUGUUUUUGUUUUGUUUUUUUCGCUUGGUUUUGUUGGGACAUACAGGGUAACACACUGGAGCUGGAGGAUUGUAUAAAUUGACAGAUGUGCCUGAGGACUGAACUCUGGAGAUAACGGAUCAGUAAGGCCUGUCCCAGCCUCACCUGUGGAUAUAUUCUUAUGUACUGCACAUAGAUAUUCUAUACAUACCAAACAAUUAGCAAAUGUGGACAAGGGGGUUAUCCUACAGCAAUUAAAGAGAUUCAUUUGAGAAUAUAUUAACACUUAGUAAAGGUUUUCACUGUAAAA